AUGCUGUGCUGGAGCUUAUGGCACCGUCGAAACAAAUGGGUUUGGAAUCAUGCGAAUGGUUCUAUUUUUGGGGUGUGGAACACAGCCAAGGGCUUAAUUCGAGAAUGGACAGAGGUGCAGGCGAGAGAAGGGAGUAUGUCAGUUACAGGAGUGAAUGGGGACAGGGUGUGGUCGAAGCCGUCAAUGGGAUGGUUUAAAGUAAAUGUUGACGCAGCAGUGUUCAUGCUUGGUGGAAUUGGAGUCGCAGCAGUAGUCAGAGAUGAUCAAGGGGGCUUUGUUGCAGCUCAUGUUCUGAAACUUCCAGGUAAAUGGAAUCCGCGGGAAGCUGAGGCCUUGGCCCUUAAAGAAGCUUUGGCCUGGGUUAUAAAGAAAGGCUACCAGAAGUGUGAGUUUGAAACUGAUUGCUACGCAUUAGCUGCUACUUGCAAUGGCAGCCCGGGGAAUUCUUUGUUUGACACAAUUGUCACUGAUUGUAUUGGUUUAAGUAAGCACAUAAAUCAAGUGCUAUUUCGUUUUGCUUUUCGUUCUGCGAAUAAUGUAGCCCACGUCCUAGCACAGGCUGCUUAUUCUAUGACAGACGUAGGCAGACGUAGGAGAGUGGGUUGUCACUCCUCCUAA
Messenger RNA from Daucus carota subsp. sativus, 618 nucleotides. RefSeq lists its product as uncharacterized. Gene Ontology annotation, molecular function: RNA-DNA hybrid ribonuclease activity; nucleic acid binding. Bases 1 to 618 code for a protein of 205 amino acids. The record is from RefSeq and is a predicted model, not a curated record. The transcript has a single exon. NCBI's taxonomy places the organism in Eukaryota, Viridiplantae, Streptophyta, Magnoliopsida, Apiales, Apiaceae.